This is a messenger RNA of Daucus carota subsp. sativus, 2975 nucleotides long. RefSeq names its product FT-interacting protein 3. The coding region runs from base 471 to 2777 and encodes 768 amino acids. The transcript has 2 exons. Lineage: Eukaryota; Viridiplantae; Streptophyta; Magnoliopsida; Apiales; Apiaceae. The record is from RefSeq and is a predicted model, not a curated record.
CAAGACUAUUUCUACUACUACUAUAACCAUGCAACUUCUUCAAUAAAUCUUCUAACAUCCAUCCUUUCCUCUCUACCUUUCCUUUUCUUCUCAUAAUUCAAACCAACUAACAACUACUCUAUCUUCUCUCCUUUCACCUCACAUUGUUUCUCUGUUUCUCUUUGCUUGUCUUUUGCUGUAUUCUCAUACAUAUUAUUCGUAAAGGUUUCGCUGAUAUUUCAUUGCUACUGUGAUCACACAAUCCUGUUAGAACCUCAGAGAGACCAAGCAUAACAUUUAAGACCAUGUAUAAUUGAGAGAUCAGUUUGAACCAGGACAUAAUUUGUUGAUAUUUUGAAUUUUGUUUCUUCUUACAAAUUGUUGCUGCAGACUAGCAUUUCAGUGAAGUUGGAGUGAUUUUUCUCUGACUCUUCUAUUUCAAUCUCUUUCGUUUUUAAUUUUGUUUUGUGCUUAAUUCAGUAAUAAAGAAAAUGCAGCGUCCUCCACAAAAUGCUGAAUUUGAUCUCAAGGAGACCUCGCCAAAAAUUGCUGGAUCAGGGGUGAUCACUGGUGAUAAGCUCACAUGUGCCUAUGACCUUGUUGAGCAGAUGCAAUACCUCUAUGUCCGUGUCGUGAAGGCCAAGGAUCUACCAGGAAAAGAUGUCACUGGUAGUUGUGAUCCAUAUGUUGAAGUAAAGCUGGGAAACUACAAAGGAGUGACAAAGCAUUUUGAAAAGAAACCAAACCCCGAGUGGGAUUAUGUGUUUGCCUUUUCGCAGGACAGGCUCCAGUCUUCGUUUGUUGAAGUAGUGGUGAAAGACAAGGAUGUUGUUAUAGAUGACUUCAUUGGGAGGAUUCUGUUUGAUCUUGUUGAUGUUCCUAAGCGCGUGCCACCAGAUAGUCCACUCGCGCCCCAAUGGUAUAGAUUGGAAGAUAAAAGAGGGCAAAAGAUGAAGCAUGGGGAGAUCAUGGUUGCUGUUUGGAAAGGAACUCAGGCUGAUGAGGCCUUUCCUGAUGCUUGGCAUUCAGAUGCAGCUAGUGUAGGUAGAGAAGGGAUCACCAAGAUUCGAGGGAAGGUUUAUUUAUCUCCUCGCCUUUGGUAUGUACGCGUAAAUGUUAUUGAAUGCCAAGAUUUGCUUCCUAGUGACAAGGGUAAAGCCCCCGAGGCAUCAGUUAAAGUCAUUCUUGGAAAUCAGGCUUUGAAGACCAGAAUUUCUCCAGUCAAGGGUGUUAAUCCAAUGUGGAAUGAGGACUUGGUUUUUGUAGCUGCAGAACCAUUUGAGGAACCUUUGGUCAUAACUGUGGAAGAUAAGGCUAACAAAGACGAUUUCAUGGGGAAAUGUGUGCUUCCUUUGACAAGUCUCCACAGGAGGCUUGACAAUAAGGCUGUGCCUUCUAGGUGGCAUAAUCUUGAAAAAUAUGCAGUUGUUGAAGGUGAAAAGAAGGAGCUGAAAUUCGCCAGUAGGAUUCAUCUGAGGCUGAGUUUGGAUGGCGGAUAUCACGUUCUGGAAGAGUCCACUCACUAUUGUAGUGACCUGAGGCCAACUUCAAAGCUGUUGUGGAAGUCCAGCAUUGGCCUUUUAGAGCUGGGAAUCAUAAGUGCUACUGGACUUUCUCCUAUGAAGACGAGGGAUGGCAGAGCAACAACGGAUGCCUUUUGUGUGGCUAAAUAUGGUCCGAAAUGGGUAAGGACAAGGACUAUUAUAGACAGCUUUGGUCCAAAAUGGAACGAGCAAUACACAUGGGAAGUUUUUGAUCCAUGUACUAUGAUCACAAUUGGUGUGUUUGAUAACGGACAAUUACAUGGAGGGGGAAAGGAUUCAAGAAUUGGGAAGGUCAGGAUUCGGUUGUCAACUCUGGAGACAGAACGAGUCUAUACACAUUCUUAUCCGCUUAUUGUGUUGCAGCCCUCAGGAGUUAAGAAAAUGGGAGAAGUUCAGUUGGCUGUGAGAUUUUCAUGCACUUCAUAUGUUAACAUGUUGAGCAAAUAUUCACAGCCAAUGCUGCCAAAAAUGCACUAUGUCCAUCCCUUAUCCGUCAUCCAAAUGGAUAUUUUGAGGCACCAAGCUACUCAAAUAGUUUCAGUCAGGCUCAGUCGCGCUGAGCCUGCACUUAAAAAAGAAGUUGUAGAGUUUAUGCUUGACGUGGGCUCACAUAUUUGGAGUGUCAGAAGAAGCAAAGCCAACUUCUUCAGGGUCAUGAAUGUCUUGAGCAGUGCUGUUGCAAUUGGCAAAUGGUUUGACAAGAUUUGCAACUGGAAAAAUCCUAUAACAACGGUCUUGAUUCACGUACUAUUUGUAAUUCUAGUUCUUUUUCCUGAACUGAUACUCCCAACAACUUUUUUGUACCUUUUCUUCAUCGGCUUGUGGAGGUACAGAUGGAAGCCGAGGCAUCCUCCCCAUAUGGAUAUACGUCUGUCACACGCUGAUGCAGUUGGUUCUGAUGAAUUAGACGAAGAGUUUGACACGUUCCCUACUUCCAAAGGCUCAGAUACGGUUAGAAUGAGGUAUGAUCGGCUGAGGAGCAUUGGAGGGAGGAUUCAGACUGUGGUGGGAGACUUGGCAGCCCAGGGAGAGAGGCUGCAGGCUCUGCUGAAUUGGAGAGAUCCGAGGGCUUCUGCGUUGUUUGUUACGUUCUGUUUGAUGGCUGCAAUAGUGCUCUAUGUUACGCCUUUCCAAGUGGUGGCGCUUCUGAUGGGAUUCUACGUGUUGAGGCAUCCGAGAUUUCGACAGAAGCUUCCUGCAUUGCCUGCUAAUUUCUUCCGGAGGCUGCCUGCGAAAACAGACUGCAUGAUAUGAAGCAGAGUGGAAUUCUGGUUUGUUUUACCCAAAAUCAACCUUGAAGGCAUGCAGCUCGAACCUUCCAAGAAUUGUAUUAUAUGAGGACACAACCUUGAUGAAAAAUAAUAUAAGCAUAUAUGUGUAGCCUCUACGACGCCAUUCAUUGUUCUUCUUCUUUUUUCUUGGUUUGAAUGCCAUUCAAUUCAUAGAUUGUCA